Lipotes vexillifer (Yangtze River dolphin) is the source of this 2223-nucleotide messenger RNA. It is a transcript of the gene ACSL6, whose product is annotated as acyl-CoA synthetase long chain family member 6. The coding region runs from base 55 to 2223 and encodes 722 amino acids. The record is from RefSeq and is a predicted model, not a curated record. The transcript has 22 exons. Gene Ontology annotation, molecular function: long-chain fatty acid-CoA ligase activity. Gene Ontology annotation, cellular component: membrane; endoplasmic reticulum. NCBI's taxonomy places the organism in Eukaryota, Metazoa, Chordata, Mammalia, Artiodactyla, Lipotidae. Gene Ontology annotation, biological process: long-chain fatty acid metabolic process.
GGGGCUGUGGGCCGGGGAGGCCGUGCCAGGUCCAUCUGGGUACCGCUGACCGACAUGCUGACCUUCUUCCUCGUGUCGGGGGGCUCCCUCUGGCUGUUCUCGGAGUUCAUCCUCUCGCUUCUGGAGAAGAUGCAGACUCAGGAGAUCCUGAGGAUGCUGCGGCUGCCCGAGCUAGGCGACUUGGGCCAGUUUUUCCACAGCCUCUCAGCCACCACCCUUGUGAGUAUGGGUGCACUGGCUGCCAUCCUCGCCUACUGGUUCACUCACCGGCCAAAGGCCUUGCAACCACCGUGCAAUCUCCUGAUGCAGUCAGAGGAGGUGGAGGACAGUGGUGGGGCCCGGCGAUCCGUGAUAGGGGAUGGCCCUCAACUGCUCACCCACUACUAUGACGAUGCCAGGACCAUGUAUGAGGUGUUCCGCCGUGGACUUAGCAUCUCAGGGAAUGGACCCUGUCUUGGCUUCAGGAAUCCCAAGAAGCCUUAUCAGUGGCUGUCCUACCAGGAGGUGGCCGACAGGGCUGAAUUUCUAGGGUCUGGACUUCUCCAGCACAAUUGUAAACCAUGUACAGAUCAGUUUAUCGGCGUUUUUGCACAAAAUCGACCAGAGUGGAUCAUCGCAGAGCUUGCCUGCUACACAUACUCUAUGGUGGUGGUCCCGCUCUAUGACACCCUGGGCCCAGGGGCAAUCCGCUACAUCAUUGACACAGCCAACAUCAGCACUGUGAUCGUGGAUAAACCUCAGAAAGCUGUGGUUCUGCUGGAGCACGUGGAGAGGAAGGAGACACCAGGGCUCAAGCUGAUCAUCCUCAUGGAACCAUUUGAGGAAGCUUUGAAAGACAGAGGGCAAGACUGCGGGGUGGUCAUUAAGUCCAUGCAGGCUGUGGAGGACUGUGGCCAGCGGAAUCACCACGUUCCUGUGCCCCCGAAACCCAGUGACCUCUCCAUUGUGUGUUUCACAAGUGGCACGACAGGGAACCCAAAAGGUGCGAUGCUCACCCAUGGGAACGUGGUGGCUGAUUUCUCAGGCUUUCUGAAAGUGACAGAGAAAGUGAUCUUUCCGAGACAGGACGAUGUGCUCAUCUCCUUCCUGCCUCUGGCUCACAUGUUUGAGAGAGUCAUCCAGUCUGUUGUCUACUGCCACGGAGGGCGCGUCGGCUUCUUCCAGGGAGACAUCCGCCUCCUCUCAGAUGACAUGAAGGCUCUGUGUCCCACCAUCUUCCCUGUGGUCCCACGACUACUGAACCGCAUGUAUGACAAGAUCUUCAGCCAGGCAGACACAUCAUUGAAGCGCUGGCUCCUGGAAUUUGCAGCAAAGCGUAAACAGGCUGAGGUCCAGAGUGGAAUCAUCAGGAAUGAUAGUAUCUGGGAUGAACUCUUCUUUCAUAAAAUUCAGGCCAGUCUUGGUGGGUGCGUGCGGAUGAUUGUUACUGGAGCGGCCCCCGCGUCACCAACGGUCCUGGGAUUCCUCCGGGCGGCUCUGGGGUGCCAGGUUUAUGAAGGUUAUGGCCAAACUGAGUGCACAGCUGGAUGUACCUUCACUACACCCGGGGACUGGACAUCAGGACACGUAGGAGCACCUCUGCCCUGCAAUCAUAUCAAGCUCGUGGAUGUCAAGGAACUGAACUAUUGGACCAGCAAAGGAGAAGGAGAGAUAUGUGUGAGAGGACCAAAUGUGUUCAAAGGUUACUUGAAAGAUCCGGAGAGGACAAAGGAGGCCCUGGACAAUGACGGCUGGCUUCACACUGGAGACAUUGGGAAGUGGCUGCCAGCUGGAACUCUUAAAAUUAUUGAUCGGAAGAAGCACAUAUUUAAACUUGCUCAGGGAGAAUAUAUUGCGCCCGAGAUGAUUGAGAACAUCUACAUCCGGAGUGAGCCUAUUGCACAAGUGUAUGUCCAUGGGGACAGCUUAAAGGCCUUUUUGGUGGGCAUUGUCGUGCCCGACCCAGAAGUCAUGCCCUCUUGGGCCCAGAAGAGAGGAAUUGAAGGGACGUAUGCAGAGCUCUGCACAAAUAAGGAGCUGAGGAAAGCCAUUUUGGAAGAUAUGGUGAGGUUAGGAAAAGAAGGUGGACUCCAUUCUUUUGAACAGGUUAAAGCCAUUCACAUCCACUCUGAUAUGUUCUCAGUUCAAAAUGGCUUGCUGACACCAACACUAAAGGCUAAGAGACCUGAGCUGAGAGAGUACUUCAGAAAACAAAUAGAAGAGCUUUACUCAAUCUCCAUGUGA